Molecule: messenger RNA, 2566 nt
Organism: Callithrix jacchus (white-tufted-ear marmoset)
Lineage: Eukaryota; Metazoa; Chordata; Mammalia; Primates; Cebidae
Gene: LIMD2
Product: LIM domain containing 2
Source: RefSeq, a predicted model, not a curated record
AAAGCUACGACCAAGCCCCACUCAUCCCUGCCAUGCUGGCUGGCACCGAGUAUGAGCAAGGGUGUGGUGCAAAUAUGGGCCUCCCACAGUUCUUCCAAGGCACAUGGCUUACCCCUCUCCCAGUCCCUCGGGGAAGCCCCCCACCCACCAGCUCAGGCACCUCAAACGCCCCUCUACCCUAAAGCUGCACUGAACCAUCGGGUGCCCUCACUUUCCAUUUUCUCCCAAAUUUUAACAGCCGUUUAAAGAGAAGUAAACCUCUGGGCAAUGAGAAGCCAAGAUGACAGGAAUGACACUGACCCUGGGCUAGGAUGGGGACCUGGGGUGAGUGAGUGAGGAGCUGGGGAAGUCAUUUCCAGCCCUCCCCCUGCUUUAAACCUCAAGACCCCCCCCUGCCAACAGAGUCACUCUGACACCAGGGUGGAGUAUACUGGCAUCAUCUCAGCUCACUGCAACUUCCACCUCCCAGGUUUAAGCAAUUCUGCUUCAGCGUCCCGAGUAGCUGGUAUUGCACAUGCCACCAUACCCAGAUAAUUUUUGUAUUUUUAGUUAAAUGGGGUUUCACCAUGUUGGCCAGGCUGGUCUCGAUCUUCUGACUUCGUGAUCGGCCUCCCAACGUGGUGGGAUUACGGGCGUGAGUCACCGCCCAGCCAAGUUACCUUUUCUUUAGCACUGGUCAUCUUAUCAGUUUACUUUGCUUCCAGAUGCCUUCUGCACGUUGGCUGUCGGUGCAUCCUCAAUGCCCACCUGCAGCUCAGCCCACAGGCCCGUCCUGGGCAGGGUGCCAGGGUCUCACUGUACCCAGUGGCAAGGAGCCCUGCUCCUGGUGCCCCAGGCUUCCUGUUUUUUGCAUCAAACAGCCCCUUUGGAGAAUCUGAUGACAGGUUUGAAAGCUUUCCUGAGAGGCAGCCAGUUUGAGAGUCUGACAUUCCCCACUCCCACUGUGGGAGUCGGCCACAGUACAGGCAAAACGCAGAUCUUCCUCUAGAGAGAACAGAAGGCUUGGAGGAGAGACGCGGAGCCGUUGCAUGGAAUGGCUGGGAGCUGGAGGAGAGACGCGGAGCCGCCAACCUGGGAAACAGCUGGGAGCUGGGGAAGCUGCAGCCUCCCAAGCUUCCCUGCCAGGCUUCGGGCAGGGAGUUGUUCGCUCGCUGACAAACGCGUGGGCCGCGCUCUGGGGCCGUCAGUGCUAUUCCUGCCACAGUGUGGGAAGGCGCUGUGCUUCCAGGAGCAGUUUCCAGCCUGAUUUCAGGCAAAGCCACGCAGUCCCUGGUGCCCGGGAAGGUGCCGGCCUCCCCGCAGCUCCAGACGCCUGCAGUGCCUCUGGCACUGUGCGGCUGCAGAGCGGGAGCAGCUUUGCGGCCUGAGCUCUGUCACCUCAGCUCUCCGGGCCGCGGCUCCCACGUGAGAAAUGAGAACCCAUCGGGUGUCGCGUCUCCACCCGGGGCUUCCACCUCCAACGAGCCAUGUUCCAGGCUGCAGGAGGCGCCCAGGCCACCCCCUCUCAUGAAGCCAAAGGCAGCAGCAGCAGCACGGUGCAGCGCUCCAAGUCCUUCAGCCUGCGGGCCCAAGUGAAGGAGACAUGCGCCGCCUGUCAGAAGACAGUGUACCCCAUGGAGCGGCUGGUGGCCGACAAGCUCAUUUUCCACAACUCUUGCUUCUGCUGCAAGCACUGUCACACCAAGCUCAGCCUGGGCAGCUAUGCCGCGUUGCACGGGGAGUUCUACUGCAAACCCCACUUCCAGCAGCUGUUUAAGAGCAAAGGCAACUACGACGAGGGGUUUGGCCGCAAGCAGCACAAGGAACUCUGGUCCCGCAAGGAGGUGGACCCCGGCACCAAGACGUCCUGAGGCCCCUGCAACCUUCCACCCCCUCCGCCGGCAGGGGGAAGGUUGGGAAGGAGGUCGAGCUGGGCUUGCGUGGGGGCCAGGUGGGAAGGGGAUGAGGCUUACUCAGGUGGAGGGGCCCAGGGGCAGGGCUCUGCUCCAUGACUCCUUCCUUCCUUGUCCCGCAGUGGGUGAGGGUUUGGGAACCAGGAUUGGGGUCUGCCCACCACCCUGCUUCCUGCUUCUUUCAGCCGUCCUCCCCACCUCACCCCAGGACCCCCUAGGAGGCCCCCAUGCCCAGCUUCCCUAUCUAGGUGCCUUUUCUCCAGCAAGGAGUCAGCAUGCCCCGCUCAGGGUCUCAAGCUCCCUCACUGCCACUGGAGGCUGUGUGGCCCCCGAAUCUUCCCAUCUACCUCUACCCUUAACCUGGUUCUGAGCCACGGAGGAGACAGAGAGGAAGGAGCACAACAGUGCUACCUGUUGGGCCUCAUACUGCACCUGCAGCCCACAGGGGAGGGGAUGAGGAAGUGGAGCCACCCUCCCUCAUCAGGGCAAGUGGGACUUGGGACCAUCUCGCACCACCAGCAUGGAGAAGCGGAUGCUAAAGCAUUCACAAGGCUGCAGCCUCAGGCACUGGCAGGGGCUGGUGCGGCCCCGCUCCCCUCCCACUCCCCCAUUUCUGCCUACCCUGUUUUGACCAACCACGUUUUAAACAUGUUUCAACAGAUCUGGAUUCUCUA